Messenger RNA from Aspergillus japonicus CBS 114.51, 738 nucleotides. Its product is annotated as putative nucleoside-diphosphate-sugar epimerase. The record is from RefSeq and is a predicted model, not a curated record. Lineage: Eukaryota; Fungi; Ascomycota; Eurotiomycetes; Eurotiales; Aspergillaceae. The transcript is spliced from 2 exons. The coding region runs from base 7 to 738 and encodes 243 amino acids.
CGCACCAUGAAAAUCAUCCUCGCCGGCGCGACCGGCUUCAUCGGCCAAGAGAUCCUCACCCAGUGCCUAGCUCACCCCUCGAUCACCUCGAUCCUCGUACUGUCGCGUCGCGAACUACCAGAUAACACCAUGCAUCCCAAGCUCCAUGUCCACCACAUGCAAGACCAGGAUUUUGUCUCGUACUCCGACCCGCAGCUCGCCGCCUCUCUCCACGGCGCCGCCGCAUGUAUCUGGACGCUCGGCGUGUCGCCCUCGCGCGUGUCGGCGGACAAAGAGGCCUUCCGGCGGGUGACGCUGGAGUAUACCCGCCAGGCUGCCAAGGCAUUCAACGAGGCCUUUACUGCUUCUUUGACCGGGGCAGAGCGAGAAGAAGGCCCUUCUGCAACCCGUCCAAGAUUCCGAUUCGUGUAUUUUAGUGGGAGGAUGGCGGAGCGCGAUCAGACGAAGUCUUUGUGGGUGAUGGCCGGGUAUCGUCGGUUGAGGGGCCAAGCUGAGAAUAUCUUCCUGGAGUAUGCAGCCGAGCACCCCGCCUCGUUUGAGUCGUAUAUCAUGCGGCCCGGCAUGGUGCUUAGUCGACAGGGGACACUGGUCGAUCGGAUUCGGAGUCUGGCGCCCUCCGUGCGGGUGGACGUGCUGGCGCGGGCGGCGGUCGAUCUCGCUGUUCAGGGUCAUUCGGAGAAGAUCUGGGAGAACGCAAGGAUUGCGGAGUUGGGGGGUGUUGGUGGGCAAGAAAGUUGA